UUCCCAACAAUUCAGCCCACUGUUGAUGGCGAGAGGCAAUCAAAUAAAUCUGAGCUAGCUUACAUGAUCUAUCAUCAUUAGGUUUUUUCUCUCUCUACUUUUACAUUCUCUCUCUGAAUCUUCUCUUCAUUUGAUUAUCUUUAUAUAUAAUCCCGUUUGUUCUCCAUUCUUCCAUUACUCAGUUUGACAAUCCAGGUUUUCUUUUCUCUCCUUCUCGGGAUCCGAUCCAGUUACGGACAAGAAGAAAACAUUAGGGUUCCUAGCUGUUCUUGUUUUUGAGUACAAGAGCUGCUAGGGUUCAAGUCCCGAGAAGUAUAAAUUGUUCUUUCUAUAAUUGUGUUUGUCUUUUAGCUGUCUGAACUUGGCCUUCCUCUAGUUUUGAAGCAUUAUCGGAAUAUGUAUCCCUCUCUCUAGUCCAAAAUCUCCAUUCUCGAAGAAAAAGUUCUUUCUUGCUCAGACGAUUUGGUUCUGCCAAGAAUUUUAGACGGCUUUUUGAUCUCAGGUUUCAGAUUUGACUCUGGACACUAUGAAUACUUUUUCACAUGUUCCCCCUGGUUUCCGAUUCCACCCGACUGAUGAAGAACUUGUCGAUUAUUACCUUAGGAGAAAGGUUACUUCAAGACGGAUUGACUUCGAUGUUAUCAAAGAUGUUGAUCUGUACAAAAUCGAGCCUUGGGAUCUUCAAGAGCUAUGCAGAAUAGGAACAGAAGAGCAAAAUGACUGGUACUUCUUUAGCCACAAAGACAAGAAAUAUCCAACUGGAACACGCACAAAUAGGGCAACAGCAGCAGGAUUUUGGAAAGCAACUGGAAGGGACAAGGCCAUUUACUCAAAGCACGACCUAAUUGGCAUGAGGAAAACCUUGGUGUUUUAUAAAGGUAGAGCCCCAAAUGGUCAAAAAUCAGAUUGGAUUAUGCAUGAAUAUCGCCUCGAAACAGAUGAAAAUGGGACUCCACAGGAAGAAGGUUGGGUUGUCUGCAGAGUGUUCAAGAAGAGAAUAGCCAGCAUGCAUAAAGUCAGUGAGCAUGACUCCCCAAUUUGGUAUGACGAUCAAGUUUCAUUCAUGCCGGAAAUUGACUCGCCGAAGCAGCAGAAUCUGAAUUACCACUAUCCUUAUAAUACUUGCAAGAAGGAGCUUGAUUUGCAGUAUCAAAUGCCACCUGAUCAGCACUUUCUUCAUCAGCUUCCACUUCUUGAGAGUCCGAAAAUGGUGCAGCCACCUACCAGCAUGAGUUGCAGCUCAAUUUCUCCCUUUGGCGACCUUCACAUAAACAAUUUGUCAAACACCUUGCAAUCAUCAAUCCAAAGCCAUGAGCAGCAUAACUUUCACUCAGUUUACGGAAACAGUACUGAACAGCCUGCCGGAGAUCAAGUGACAGAUUGGCGUGUACUUGACAAGUUCGUCGCAUCCCAACUCAGCCACGAAGAGGUUGUUUCUAAGGAAAAUCACUAUUCCAAUCCAGCCGAAGCCGCCUUCCAUGGAGGCACCGAUGAAUCCAAUCUGAUGGUGAUCACACACUUGAACAAGCAAGAAACAGCACCAGAAAAUAAUGCCUCAACCUCAUCCUCAAGUUGUCAAGUUGAUCUGUGGAAAUAAUCCAAUAAAACCAGUCUGCAACCAGUAUGAAAGGGUAAACAUCAUUAAUUUGUCCAGUUUCUUGUAAAUAAUAAACCUAAAAUUAUAGUAUAACCUAACUAUUGAACCUCGGACUACCCACAUAGGAUUAAGUUAAGGGACUGUUUGGUAAGCAGGGCUUGAUAGAAGAGCGGGCAACAUUUUAACUUCUUUUUCUUCUUUUAAUCCCGUCCGCUUCUAUCGAGCUCAACAUAUAUAGUAUAUACUAAACGUGCCAUACGAGUACAAAGUAUGUAGCCAAGAUGUCAUUCUUGUAAGAUAAAGGCUGUAAUUUGCUGCAUCAGUUGGAAAUGCAGCAUUGCCAAUAUGUUUUCAUCUGAAAACUACAGACUCUUCAUGUUACCUAUCUGUGGAUAUUUGAAGAUCUGUUCAAUUGUUUGUACUGAUAAAGUACUAAAAUUACAA
Messenger RNA from Olea europaea var. sylvestris, 2041 nucleotides. Its product is annotated as NAC domain-containing protein 7-like. Gene Ontology annotation, biological process: regulation of DNA-templated transcription. The transcript has 4 exons. The coding region runs from base 527 to 1597 and encodes 356 amino acids. The record is from RefSeq and is a predicted model, not a curated record. NCBI's taxonomy places the organism in Eukaryota, Viridiplantae, Streptophyta, Magnoliopsida, Lamiales, Oleaceae. Gene Ontology annotation, molecular function: DNA binding.